CAUCGGCUUUCGAUGCCACCCGUUGAUAAAUUAAAUAGAAUGUAAAUCGGGACACGAAUCAGGAAAACGAUUAAUCACUGGCAACUUGUUUUCAGCGUCGAGCGUCGCAGUCAGCGGAUGGACACUUGUUUGCCUCUCAGUAGAGCGAUAUUAUGCCAUUUGUCACCCGCUGAGGUCUAGGACUUGGCAGACGCUGAAGCACGCCUACAGGCUCAUUGGGGCCAUUUGGGCGUCCAGUUUCGUCGUCAUGUCGCCAAUACUCUUCCUCAGCCAACUAAUUCCGACGAACAACGGUCACAAAAAGUGCAGGGAGAUCUGGCCGAGCGACGAUGUCGAAAAGGCCUACAACCUCCUGCUGGACUUUUUGCUGCUCGUCUUGCCACUCAUCGUCAUGGUCACGACCUACUUCCUAGUGGCAAAGACUCUCUGGCAGGUCUACGAAAACCAAACCGAUUCGAGAGACAGGCAAAUGUCGUGGAAAAACGGCAAAACCAGCCCCAACCUCUUGAGAAGAUCGAAUACGGAAAAAGCCCUAAAGAAGAAGAAAAGAGUAAUAAAAAUGCUAUUUGCAGUAGUCCUGGAAUUUUUCAUAUGCUGGACGCCUCUCUACGCGAUCAAUACAAUAGCAAUGUUCGCGCCGGCAGCCGUUUAUGAAAGACUGGGCUCCAAAGGGAUAUCGUAUCUUCAAUUGCUCGCCUACACAUCGAGCUGCUGUAACCCGAUCACUUACUGUUUCAUGAACUCAAGCUUCAGAAAGGCGUUUUUAAAGCUGUUUGGAUGUCUUCGGGAAGAAGGCACAGCCAGCUGACAGUCCAUCAGAUUCUCGAAUAAUAGUGUUAAGCAUGUCCAGCAGGAAUCACAAUUCACCCACAUUUAAGAUAAAUUCCGUAAUUAAUACACAUAAAAGAAAUCAGCAUUCAAAACAGAUUAAAACUAAGUCUCCAGCUUACAUUUGUCUCGAUAAUGUAGCUCAAAGAUGGUUUUGACAGUAAAAAUACAAAACAUAUCCUAAAUAGUUUAAUAGGGCAACGAACUAAAAUAAACCAAAACCAAGAUAUUGUAAAUAUGUAAAUAGAGCAAAUAAACUUUGUGUUUUAAAUUGUAUAUUCCAGAAACUCUGCUUGUUUUUUAAGCAUAGUUAUGAGCAAGAGAAUUUGCAGUUGCUUGGAAAGUGUUGAACUAUUUUUAAUAAGUUUCAUUCUUUGUAAAUAUUGUACACUUUUCUCAUGUAUUCUAAUUAUAAA
Cimex lectularius (bed bug) is the source of this 1244-nucleotide messenger RNA. Its product is annotated as cholecystokinin receptor-like. NCBI's taxonomy places the organism in Eukaryota, Metazoa, Arthropoda, Insecta, Hemiptera, Cimicidae. The record is from RefSeq and is a predicted model, not a curated record. Bases 248 to 808 code for a protein of 186 amino acids. Gene Ontology annotation, molecular function: neuropeptide receptor activity. Gene Ontology annotation, biological process: neuropeptide signaling pathway. Gene Ontology annotation, cellular component: membrane. The transcript has 5 exons.